GCCACUUCUCUUCCGAACCAUCUCCUCGCUGCGUCUUAACCCGACCGACCGAAGCGCGGAAAGCCAGGAGCCGGCAGCGGGGCUGACCAGGUCAGAUAACGAGAGUGUAGGAAGUAAAGGUGUGCAUUGAGCCGGUGCGGAUCGCUACAAGUGAAACCCAAGGCGCGACACAAGGCGCGACCCAGUGACGUCCAACGUCCAAUAGCUUGCCAUGCCACCACCACUCUUGUCUAGAACGCUGGACCCCAUACUGGGUGUCUUCACAGGCGGCCUUGCCUACUACCUCUACGAGUCCCAUCCUCGCACCGCCAUGCCCGAGGAGUUGAAGCUCAAAUCCCUUCUGAGGUGGAAAUACGCGCGGUGGCAGAAGGAACGCGAACAAAAGUUGCUGGGCUCCGGGGAGGACAAUAUUGUGGACUGGCAAGCACUAGCCGCCAGCGCUGAAGCGGAGGUGGGCAAGGGUUCUCAGGAGUAACUUCGAGCUGGAGCGUAGUGGAGAGAUCGGGUAUAUUGCUUCUGCAAUGAACAGCAAUACGACCAU
Molecule: messenger RNA, 541 nt
Organism: Trametes versicolor FP-101664 SS1
Lineage: Eukaryota; Fungi; Basidiomycota; Agaricomycetes; Polyporales; Polyporaceae
Exons: 2
Coding region: 212-475 (87 amino acids)
Biological process (GO): protein secretion
Source: RefSeq, a predicted model, not a curated record